Triticum dicoccoides is the source of this 1262-nucleotide messenger RNA. RefSeq names its product pre-mRNA-processing protein 40A-like. NCBI's taxonomy places the organism in Eukaryota, Viridiplantae, Streptophyta, Magnoliopsida, Poales, Poaceae. Gene Ontology annotation, biological process: mRNA cis splicing, via spliceosome. The coding region runs from base 321 to 1007 and encodes 228 amino acids. The record is from RefSeq and is a predicted model, not a curated record. Gene Ontology annotation, molecular function: protein binding; RNA binding. The transcript is spliced from 10 exons. Gene Ontology annotation, cellular component: U1 snRNP; U2-type prespliceosome.
ACGCGGCCCAGCUCUCCUCUCCUCUUUCGCCAAUCCCUAGGCGCACCACCCUAAGCCACCGCAGGACCGCUGCGGCUUUGCCACCGGAGUUCGUCGGACCACCGUGCGGAUCCCGGUCCGUCGCCGCAGGCGAGGGCCUCCGACGCCGAUCGAAGUGCUGCUGCUGCUGUUUGGUGCUGUAGCCAUAAAGGAGAUUGUGGGCCAGUGAUUUCUUGGUCUGCUUCUGCAACAUAGAUAUUUUGGUGAUAGAGUGGCGGUGAUAACAGAUUUAGCCUGGUUGAUCCUCGACAACACACUCUUCAACUUGUUCAGUUCAUGCAAUGCAACCUGUGCGGCAACCGUUUCAACUUGUUGAUCAGGACAUGCCAGAAGCUAACAUGGGGAUGUCAGAGCAGAUGCCACAUUUCCCACAACUUGGGCACCAUAUGCCUCACUCUGGCCUUGUUCUACCUGCACCACGAGCUGUGCUACCUGGUGGAUAUAUGCCAAACAUGGGUGCCCCUAUGCAGCCUCCGUUUUAUACUUAUCAACAAAUGUGGGUUCCUGUUCUAGUUCACCCCCUGGGUUCAACUCAGCAUCACACCAUGUCUGCUUGGUUGCCCUCAGUUAGCUCAUCUGACCCUAGCCCUUUGGAUUGGCAAGAGCACUUUUCACAUGAAGGGAAAAAGUACUAUUACAAUAGGAGGACAAAGCAAUCAAGUUGGUACAAACCUGCCGAGUUGAUGACACCUUUGGAGAGGGCUGAUGCGACUACUGCUUGGAAUGAAUAUACUACGGAUGAAGGACGGAAGUACUACCACAACAGAGUGACGAAGAAAUCUCAAUGGACUAUUCCUGAGGAGCUGAAGAUUGCACGUGAACUAGCAGAGAAGGCGUCAAGCCAACGGCCUGAUCAGGACGCUCAAACCACUGCUGGCGCCUAUGUUGGAUCCUCUUAUGCUGCUUCAAGCACACACGAUGCAGUGGCGGUCGUUUCUGAAAGAAUAGAUCAAGAGUUGAGGAUUUGAGUCUUGGCCCAUGGUAGCAACAGUUGCUUCAGGCUUCAGGCACACAUGGUGCUGUAGGUAGCGGUCAGUCAUCUGUGGUCUGUUGAACAUUAGAUCAAAAGUUGUUGAUUUGAGGAAAAAGUUCUUAAGAUUUUACCGAAGUUGUUAUAAGGUACCCGUUCCAGAGUUGCUAUACCGUAGUUGCUACUCCUUUGGGUAUAAGCUACCCUGAGUUGUGGUUUUUAGUAGUAAUAUUUACUCCUUUGGGUAUGUUUA